Messenger RNA from Oppiella nova, 313 nucleotides. The record is from the annotation of a GenBank genome assembly. NCBI's taxonomy places the organism in Eukaryota, Metazoa, Arthropoda, Arachnida, Sarcoptiformes, Oppiidae.
GUUUAUGGCAGGAAUUGACCCUGAUGUUAAGACUAAAAUGUGUGACCCGGCGGCUAUAACGGACGACAAAAUGCUGAAACUUGCUAAAUGUGAUGCGGAUUGGGAGAAAACUGCGAGAACUCAAUGGGACCAGUACAAAGAGACUGUAGCCACUAAUUGUACGCAAAACUUUAAAUCGGUUCUGGUUAAUUACAGUAAUGUUAAGGUGGCAAAGAGUCAGGGACAGUUGUUGUUGAAAUGUAAUGUUGAGUACCGGGAUUGUCGUAGAGGGUUUGUCAAAACGUUUGACAACCUAUAUAUGGCACCCAUUGAU